AUGGACCAAUCAAAACCUUCACAAUCAUCACAAUCAGCAGGACCAUCAUCACCUUCACUUUUACAUCCGAAUCCAAGACGUUUAUUUGUCCGUAAUCUUGGUUAUAAGAGACGUAAAGAAGUUCUGAUCAGAUAUUAUACCAAAUUUUUCAAUCAAUUUGGAGCAGUUGAAUUUUUCGAUGUUGCCUGGGAUCAUAUACGAAAUGCUGCCAAAGGUUAUGGUUUUGUGACCUUUAAAAAACUUGAAGAUGCAGAGAGGGUUCUUGCUCUCACUCCAAAAGAGUUAUAUGUCACUGGAGUCAAUAAGACUGUUGUAGUUUAUCCAGCAACCCAGAAGACAAUGGAAUUGAUUAAAAAUGAAUUGAAAGAAUUAGCUAUAGAAAGAGAGGCGGUUAGACAACAGAAAGAUGAGCUACUCUCCAGCCCAUUAAAGGAAACAUGUGAUGAACCAGAAGAUGAAGAAGCAAAGAAAGAGGAAGAUGAACCAAAAGAACCAGUUGAAAAUCCAAGUGAAUCUCCCGCCAAUAAUCCAGAAGAGAAAUUGAGUAAACUGACAAUUAACGAUUUAGAUGAUGUGACACUUUUGGUUAUUUUCGACCAUUUUCCAGUGAAAGAAAGGUUCCUCUUCUCGAUGGUUAAUUCUCGGUUUGCUCGGUUAAUGGAAACAACUUGGGCUGGAACAACAAGGUUAAGCUUCAGGGAAUCGUUUUGUCUUUGGCAAGGUCAAACUCUUGAUUCUAAUAUUUUAUUCAAAGUUCUCAAGAAAUGUCCAGGCCUUAAAACUCUUGAUUUCUAUCAAACGGCAACCACUUUCGAUGAUAAAACUUGCGAUAUAAUUGGGAGAUGUUGUCCUCUCCUCGAAAAGCUAGUCAUUCGUGAUACCGCUCUAAACAAAUACAGUGUCACCACAAUUGGAAAAUUCUGUCCAAAUUUAAAGUUUAUCGAUUUCGGUAAAUGUGAAAAUGUUACGGAAAAAGGACUUUGGGGACUUUUUCAUUUACGACCUGAUUUGGAGAAAAUCAUUUUAUCUAAUUGUGAAUUGGUUACUGGUCGUUGUUUCUAUUUAUUAAACAAUCUUUCGUAUCUUGAUGUAACUAAUUGUUCACCAGUUCUAAAUGCAAGUUACUCAAGAUUAGCUCAACACUGUGCUAAAACAUUGAAGGUACUUUUAGCACCACCGAUGACCAACGAUGGAUUAUCUGAUAUUUGCCGAAUUUUUUGUAAUCUUGAGCGCCUCGAAGUAGAUCAAACGGCUCUUGAUCCCUUCCUAAUUGGAUGUAAUCAUCUUGCCCAAUUAACCAAACUCGAGAAACUGAUCUUCCGUCCAGAACUUUCCGAUUUAAAUGAUGAAAAUUUUCAAUUCAUCUUCUCAAAUUUACCUCUCUUACGGGAAUUGACCUUGUUUGGUAACGAUAAUGUUACCGAUGCUUCCGUUACUAGUCUACCGGAACAAUGUCCAAAUUUAAAGUUAAUCAAUCUUGAAGGUUUUAAAUUUGGCGAUGCAACAAUUAAAUCAUUCGUUGCUUUUAAAAAUCUAGAAUCAUUAACAGUCUCGGGAAGUUUAAUUACCGAUGAAGGUGUUGCUCAUCUAUUAUCACAAUCACCUAAUCUUGAAUUACUCGGAGUCAAUUCUUGUCUUGGAAUCAGUUUGAAAACACUAUCCAAUGCUUACGAAUUAAUUACUCAAGGAUUGGUUAAUAAAAAGUUAAUCAUUUGCUAUAACAAUUGUCGAAUCCGAAUCAGCGAGUUCAAGGACAAAGAUGAUGUUCGACGAUAUGAAUCAAAGGACAUUUGGGGUUCCGAUGAAGAAUAUGCUGAUUAUCCUGAUUAUGAACCAGAAUUUGAUGAACUCGAGGAUUAUGAUCAUGAUUUUCCUUAUGCUGAUUAUCACAAUUACUCGGACGAAGAUGAUUUUAUCGCUGAUGGUGAUCUCGAUUUCGAGGAAGAAGAACUCACAUAAAUCAAUUGACAAUCGACUUUUUUUCACCGUCACCAUUUCGUUUUCACAAUUUCAGAGUUUUAAUUGUCAUCGAAAAUCACAAUUUAUAGUUUUUUACUUUUCUUCUGUACAUUAAUUAAGCUCAUCGAACACAAUCAACUCUAAAUCAUGAUCUCUGUUUCUACUUUCGUAAACAAUUUAAAUCAAUUGAUCUCUUUCUAAUUUUCUAUUCAAAAAUAACAAUUUAAAUAAAAAUUAUCUCCUUUAUUAGCUAA
This is a messenger RNA of Panonychus citri (citrus red mite), 2213 nucleotides long. Its product is annotated as F-box/LRR-repeat protein 7-like. Gene Ontology annotation, biological process: SCF-dependent proteasomal ubiquitin-dependent protein catabolic process. The transcript has 7 exons. The coding region runs from base 1 to 1959 and encodes 652 amino acids. Lineage: Eukaryota; Metazoa; Arthropoda; Arachnida; Trombidiformes; Tetranychidae. Gene Ontology annotation, cellular component: SCF ubiquitin ligase complex. The record is from RefSeq and is a predicted model, not a curated record. Gene Ontology annotation, molecular function: RNA binding.